AAACAAACAAAAAAGCACUUUUUCUCUGCCAGCAUCUUAGUCUCCUGUUUGUUCAGUAGAGUGACUUAUGGGGGUGCAAUCUCCCCCAAAUUUCCACUCCACACAGGAGGAAUCAGUACUGAGGAAAAAAUGUGACCAUUCAGUCUCUACUUAAAGAGCUAGAGCUUACAAGCAAAGUCCUUGGUUUGCCUUAACUAAAGAAAAGAUUGUGAAGGGGGCAGCACAGUUCCAUCUUUCCUAGAAUAUUCAGCCAUCUAAGGGACUUGACUAUAGCAACUUAUACCACUAACAUCAACAAGCUUCCUCCCAUCCCCUCCCAGUCACACUUACUGGCUCCAUCACUGAACUCUUAGUUCCUGAAAGGAAGAAAAUUCUGCUUUGAAGCACUGAUGUAGAGUUGGAGAAUCCCUCAUCCUCAUAACCCUUGAGUUCAUCUUCUUGCUGUUCGACAGAAACCCAAAGCAUCCUAGUCUACUCUGAGACUGACUCAGCCACCUGGAUAACUGAGAGUUUAUUUCAGUUUAAAUGUUGGGACCAGGCAGAAGCAGGAUAUAUUUAGUGUCUGAAGAUUCCAAAACAGUUGGAUUCUGCAGGAGUCUGUUGGAUUUGGUGAAUGAGUCUCCUCUGAAUGUCUGCCUGGAAAAGAGUGUCGCCUGGUUUGAUGCCAACAUCCUUCGCCAACAAUAUCUUUUGUUCUGAAGAUGCCAGAGAUUACAUCCAAAAAGAAAAUAAUUCUUUUUAUCUAUGAAGUCAUCAUAAAAGGGAUUUUAUUUCUGCUAUUUGUCUUCUUUUUUGCCUGCUCCUUGGAUAUUCUCAGCAGUGCCUUCCAGCUGAUUGCAGGAAAAGUGGCCAGAGAAUUUCUCUUUGGCGGGCUAGUACUUUUCAACCCCAUAGCCUGGGCAAUGCUGGGUUUGCUGGCAACUGUUGUGGUGCAGAGUUCCAGCAUAUGCACAUCCAUCAUCGUCAGCCUGGUGUCAUCUUCAGUUUUUCCAGUAGAAUUAGCAAUUCCUAUAAUGAUGGGAGCCAAUGUUGGGACUACAAUCACCAAUGCAUUGGUGGCUCUCAUGUAUUCUGGAAACAGGGAAGUAUUUGGAAGGGGUUUUGCAGGAGCUACUCUCCAUGGUUUUUUUAAUUGGUUAACAAUGCUGGUGCUGCUGCCUCUGGAGUUGAUCACUGGCUUCCUCUACCACCUCUCCUAUGGAAUAACAAGAUCCUUUAAAUUCCAGGCUGCUGCUGCUGCUGCUGAUGAUGAUGGCCCCGAACUCUUGAAAGCCCUAACAAGUCUCUUAACAAAUAUCAUCAUCCAGCUGGAUGAAAAAGUCUUCCAUGAAAUUGUUACACAAAAAGACGAAGCAAAAAACAAGAGGCUAACAAAGAUUUGGUGUAAAACUUUUAAAAAUGUGACUUUAAGCAAUGUUACCGUUCCCUCACCAGAAAACUGUACCUCUCCCACUCUCUGCUGGACUGAAGGGAACAUGACUUGGACACUCAUGAACACAACGUAUGAAAAGAACAUUGCAAAAUGCAAACACGUAUUUGUGAACACCAACCUCUCAGAUUUGGUCAUCGGAUUCAUUCUUCUAUCCCUCUCUUUGCUCAUCUUGUGCAGUUGUUUGAUCUUGUUUAUCAGGGUCUUGAACUCUGAGCUCAGGGGACCAGUUGCUGAAGUGAUUAAGAAGUACGCCAACACAGAUUUUCCCUUCCCAUUGACUUGGUUGGCAGGCUACAUUGCCAUUCUUGUUGGAGCCGUGUUGACCAUUGUUGUGCAGAGUAGUUCCGUGUUCAUCUCUACAAUCACUCCUCUAGUUGGCUUUCGUGUGAUCAGCCUCGAGAGAGCUUACUCUUUAACCUUGGGCUCCAACGUCGGCAGCACCACCACUGCCAUCUUGGCUGCAUUAGCUAGCCCUCCACGUACUUUUAAAAAGUCACUUCAGAUCGCCCUGUGCCAUUUGUUCUUCAACUUCUUCGGAAUCCUUCUGUGGUACCCAAUCCCAUUCUUGCGACUGCCUAUGCAUUUUGCCAGGCGCUUAGGAAAUGUGACAGCCACCUACCGUUGGUUUGCUUUUGUCCACGUGAUCUGCAGCUUUUUCCUGGUCCCGGCCCUGGUGUUUUGCCUUUCCAUUGCUAGUAGGUCUCUGUUGCUAUCUGUAGGGCUACCCCUAAUUAUUGUGACCUUCUUGAUAGUAUACCUACAUAACUUCAAUAUUCUUCACAUGCUACCCUUGUGGAUGACAUCCCUGAAGCCCUGGGAUGAUCUGAUAAUGAGCAUCAGGGACCUAUGCAGGCAGUGUAAUGAAAAUAUAUCACACAAAUGCAAAAACUCCAAGCUCAAUAGAUUUAUUGCAAGGAGACCACUCCCCACAAUAAAGCCAGACCCUGGUCCAGAUCAGAGCCAGAGACGCAGUUUCAUAAGAGAAAGUAUUUUUUAUGUCAAGAAAUCUGAUGAGACAGUGAAAGAAAUAGAAUCAACAAAUGACACAGUGAAAGAAAUAGAAUCAACAAAUGACACAGUGAAAGAAAUAGAAUCAACAAAUGACACAGUGACAGAAAUACAACCAACAAAUUGAGAGUUCUCAAUUAAUGAUACAAGUACUGAUUAAGCUAGAAAGUAUAAAAAAGUCAUUAUGUGUGGUAACAUAUCUGUUGUUAUUGGCUGACCUUUCCAAGGCCUCUACAAUAAGGGGUUGGGAGCUAGUGGUUGAUAAUUAUUAUGAAAUACUAGAAGUUAUCAGUUGAGUACCUAUCUGACUAUCUUGUUAUAAAAAAAAAGCAAAAAACAAAAAAACAAGCCUAAAAACAAAACAAAACAAAAACAAAAACCUGGUGUGGUGGUCUAUGUGGAAUCUCUUGGGUUAUAGGCCCAAGGUCUAUAGGUCAAGAUAUAAACAAGAGUUGAUACCACCCUAAACAUUGUUUUUCCUUGCUAGUUCAUAUAAAGUAAUAUAUAUUAUUUGGCUAUUAACUCCAAAACAAAUGAUUGCAUUAUGAAAAUAAUCAUAAAGGCUAAUACUAUUAUAACUGUGAAAGAGAGGGUAGGGGAUUUCACACUCACAGCAGUAGACCCACUGCUCCUAUUUCUGCAUUUGCUGCUGACUUUUGUUCUUGCCCUGGAACUGGACAUUUUCUAAGUACAUGGUGGUCCAGAGAAGGACAAAAUAAUCCCCAACAAAGUUUCUGAAAAAUUUGAUGACUCUGAAGUCAUAGCUGAGAAGUCCCACUCUGAGAUCCAAUUUUAGGAGAAAGGCUGAGACAUAAAGAUAUCCCAUAGCAGCAGAGUAUUAAAGUGAAGGGAAGAGGAGGAAAAAAGAUGGAUUAUUUCUUGUUCCACAGGCCUUUUCUCCCUUGGAGUGAGUCAUGGUGAGGGCAGAUAAUUAUUCACUGCAAAAAUUAAGCCAAGAACCUUUGCCAUCCCACCCCUUAACUCUGGAACCCAAAGUAUUGGCAGACAGGGCUGGCGCAGCAUUGGCAGAAACAGGGCUCAAAAUACCACCCUUACCAGGACCACAAUUCUCUCUCAUGUGGUUUGUGAAAGACCUGAGACAACAGAGAACCAGAGGGAUUUUGCAAGAUGAAACCUAACAAGGCCUUGUUUUAAAACCCUAAACAGUCUUCAGAAGGGAAAAGCCCAAGGAAAGAGCUCCAUGGCUCAAAUAGACUUAGCUCUACUUUUAUUUUUAAGUAACUGUUUGGUUACUGAGGCACAUGGCUUUUCCCAAGAAAAGUCCUGACUGUAAAUAGAACUUCCCUGGCCCCACAAAGCUGGCAGAGAGGGCAUUCCUGAGUGGGGAAGACGCUAGCGAGUGAUCUGUGCCACCCAGCCCAGACUUAUUAAGCCAUGUGUUCAUUCCUGGCAACAGGAACUUGGAGAAAGGGGUAGGUGGAGAAUUGUUCACGUUCAGGAGAAUCUGCAGCUGGUCAACAGAAUGUGAUGUUCCAGCUUCUCUGGAAUGGCUGGGCAUGUAUGUUUGGGCUGCUUCCAAAGGCUGAUGACCACGAUGACCAAUACCAAAGAUAAACUCUCAUAGGUGACUAUGCCCUCCAUGUCCUGAUCUUCUUUCUUGCAGUUCUGGGCAGUCUAUAACUAAUUUCUAGAACACCAAGAAGGUAUUCCUGAAGGUGUCUUAAAAUUGGUGUCUUAUCUGAUCCAGAGAGAUGAGCUAUUGUAUUCGCCACCUAGCCCUUUAGUGAAGUGGGGUAGUACUGGAAGGAUUCUGAGGUGAAUGGCCUUGCUGUAAGCCCUUCUUCUUUCUGGGUCCCUGCAUCUCUAUCUCUUUCAAAUAGGAGAAAACCUGCCAGGCCUUUGGAGAGGAGAUAGACUGGUAGGUAGUCAUGCUUAGGGAAAAUGUGGAUUAAAAAAGCAUGACCCUCUUUAGAUAAACUGCAGUCUUUUUUCUGUAUCCCCAAAGGAUAACAAUCUGACAGGACACGAAGCACCUUUGUCAACCUUGAGCUUUAAGGUGACCCAUUAAAGACUAAUCUGGAACCACCUUCCAAUUUUUUGUUCACUUUUCAGGAAUAAGUGUGGUUCAUUUCCAUUUCCUGUCAUCAUUGGCCCUUAAAAUCCUGCUUUUAAAAGGAGACUGGUGAGCAUGGAAAGGUUGGAGCCAGUGAACACUCUCAGGGCAUAAACCUGAAGGUUAAAUUGUCUGUCUGCCUUGGUCCCCAGAACCAUUUUCAUAAUGGUGUACAGGGAUAUGUGUGUGUGCACAUGGGUAGAGUGAGGGAGCCCCUGUAUUCUAGCAGCUCAAAUGCCUUCUCUGCCAUUCAUGGGGUUUCCUUUAAAGAAAGAAUGGCCUUCUCUUGCCUUUCAACCAGUCACAUCCAUUACUUCCCUCUAAAACAGCCUGUCCAAUAUUUUCACCUGAUCCUAUUUAUCUAGGCUCUACCAAAAAUUCCUCAACUUCAAAGUGUAUAAAAAAGUGAAAUAUAGAUUGAGGAAGGCCAGCCCAUUCUCAGAUCCUGUGUUAGUCCAUUUCUGGUCAUAUGGAACCUUACCCUGACCUUCCACUAUACAUAAUUCUUCAUAGGCAGAUGCCAAUAAAUUCUCUCUCUAUAUAGUCACUGAGUUGUAUAGCUUUUUUGUGUUAUAUUGAAAGUAACUUGAUUCUAAUUUUAUAUUGCUCAUCUUGGGUGUAGCAUUCCAAGCAUAUUCACAUCUAUGAAAUAUAAAUGAUGUAUGGAUAUUGUAUCUUCAGACACAAGGUUUGAACUCUGAUAUUUGUGGGCACACUCUUGACCUAGCCAUGCUGCCUUUGUUCAAGGCAAACUCAUUAACAUUUUGUGUGGAGUCAAAUUCCUUUGUAAAGUGGGGGUUGAAGUCAACAUGCCCAAAAGGUGUCAUCAUUGCCAUCCCAUCCAAUCUGAAUUAACUAUGCUUUGUUAGGUAUUCAUUUAUCCUCACUAUCCUCAAUAAAGCCUGAGGUGAAGGUGUGAUUCCUCUCUCUUGUUCCUGCAACCUUGAAGUUUCACUACUGUCUUUCUCUUUCUCUUUCCUAAGUCCUCUCUUGGCCACAUGCUUUCUAUCUCAGAAUCCUUACUUCCACGUCUGCAAAAUUCUCACAUUUUCCUUUAAUUCUUCUUCCAAGGAAAAUGUCAUAGGGAUUCAUGCCUUCCCUAUCAAAAAUAUUGAUUUGUCUGUGUUCCCUUAUUCUUCACCUAUUUUCUCAGACUCCUUGCUCCUUCUCGAGCCCCAACCUACAAAGGAAAAUUCUUUUUAUAACAGCCGCUGGAUGGCUGGUUAUAUUGGGAAAAAAGAAAACAUUCAUAAAUAAUAUACAUAUUGGUAUAUAGAAGCAAGAAUAUCUGUAUAUUUUGUAGUAUCUUUAUUUCUUUUUUUUAAGGUUCUACUUUUUAAAAUUUAAAUUAAUUUAUUUAGUCAAUUUAUAACAUUAUUCCCUGGUUACAAGAAUCAUAUUAUUUCCCUCCCUCCCCUAACCCCACUGUUCCCAUAGCUGAUGCACAAUUUCACUGGGUAUUACAUGUGUCCUUGAUCAAAACCUAUUUCCAUGUUGGUGUUUGCAUUAGGAUGUUCAUUUAGAGUGUACAUCCCCAGCCAUAUCCCCUUGACCCAUGUAUUCAAGCAAUUGUUUUUCUUCUGUGUUUCUGAUCCCACAGUUUUUCCUCUGAAUGUGAAUAGUGUUUUUGUCAUAGAUCCCUCUAAGUUGUUCAGGAUUACUGCAUUGCCACUAAUGGAGAAGUCCAUUACAUUCAAUUGUACCACAGUGUAACAGUCUCUGUGUACAAUGUUCUCCUGGUUCUGCUCUUUUCACUCUGCAUCAAUUCCUGGGGGUUGUUCCAGUUCACUUGGAAUUCCUCCAAUUUAUUAUUCUUUUGAGCAUAAUAGUAUUCCAUCAUCAACAUAUACCACAAUUUGUUCAGCUAUUCCCCAGUUGAAGGGCAUCCCCUCAUUUUCCAAUUUUUUGCCACCACAAAGAGCGCAACAAUGAAUAUUCUUGUACAAGUCUGUUUCCAUAUUAUCUCUUUGGGGUACAAACCCAGCAGUGCUAUGGCUGGAUCAAAGGGCAGACAGUCUUUUAGCACCCUUUGGGCAUAGUUCCAAAUUGCCCUCCAGAAUGGUUGUAUUAAUUAUUUUGUAGUAUCUUUAAACUUGUCUACAUCGUACUAUAAACACAGAAGUUAAAUGCCUCAUUGGUCCCCAUUGCAUGGUUAUAUGCCUUUUCCCAGUUGGAUUAUGCUUGUGAUCUAUUUGCAAGUUGCAAUUUUCAAUAUUUUUUGAAAGAAAACAGAUAUUCAAACCAAAAAGGAUGCAUUUUUGAAGGCUAGGGAGUGGGUUACUUUGAUUCAUUCUAACAUCUUCUUUCUAAGAUGUUGUUUGUUCAUAUGAGCUGUUCCUCCUUGGUUCCCUACCCAGUUAGCAAAAAUAAGUGUCAGAUAAGUUUUCCUGCUUGUCACCUGAUCAGGAAUCUUAGAGCUAGAGUUGUGCUCCAUUACCCUGCAAGAUCCUUUCUUAAGUUAGGAGAGAAUAAACAGAUCAUUAUUUUUCCUUAUUCCAGUUUCAGUCUGAAUUAAUCUAUAAAAUCGUUGCAGAAGGUACUCUUUCCUGUAUGUUUCUCUCUAAUUGACCAUUUCCAGGAUCAGGGGUCAGGCCAGAGAGCUGCCAUCAGCCCAAGCCAGAAAGCAUGGAAAUGCCAUGUAAAUAGUACCCUGAGAAGCAUUAUGGGCCUGAUUUCAAAAAGGAGGUGGAGUCUGUCAGAUGAUGGGCCAGAAGUAGGCAAGGAAAGAUAUGCAAAUGUAACUCUCCUAAUUGACUUGCAUGAGCCCAGCAGCUCUUUUGUAGUCCACAUUAAUAUAGUGGAGUAUGUUAUUGAAGUAUCAACUUUGCUAUCAGAAGAUAAUAGUUUGUGAAUAAGUCACACUUGGCACUAGUUUGGGUAACUAGCUCUUACAGCAUGAGGAGCAUAUCUUAAGCUGUCAGGAGAGAAAUUAUGCCCUCUCACUUGGCUGAGGUUAAUCAAAGAGACUCAAAGGUUCUCUGGUGCCAGCUCUGUGCUGAGAUUAGGGACUUCCUCUUCCUCCCUUGGCAGAGGGCAUUUCCCCUUUUGGGAGCACCAUUCCUCCAUGGCUGCUCAGCUGUGGGGUGCCAGGAAGAGUGAUGAAUUUGGGUUUUAGAUUUAAAUUAGUUUUGAGCAUUAAAUAGUUGUAGAUAAGAGAGUGGGAGCCAUAAAAUGUGAUAAUUAAAAUGUUUGGGAGCAAGGGAAAUAUAUAACAAUUAUGACUGCUGAAAUAUGUUUUCUACUGUGUCUUGGUUUUAUAUAAAUAUAAGAUGGUCACCAGGGAAUAUAUUCCCAAUUUAUGAAUAUGCCCAAGCCAACUGGGUUUUAUAGAGAAAUUUAAUUUAUAAUACACUGAUUAAUCAAUAGAAACAGAGAGAAAGUAAGAAAGGAAUAAGAAGGAAUGGCCUCAAGCCAAUAAGGCCUAGACCUCAGUCCUAAGAGAUAAAUCAGUCAGUUGGUUUUAUCACUCACCCAAGAUCUCUCUAGGUAAGGCUUCUCAUGCCAACCUCAGGCUCCACCUUCAAGAGAGCCUCCUUUCAAGAAAUGUUCCAGAGAAUUCUCCUCCUGACUCCUCCUGAGUUCUCCUUCCACAGCCUCCUUCAAGACCUCUCCAGGAGCUCUCCCUCCAGGACCUCUCUCCUCUCAGACCUCCUUCAGAGCAAAUAGAGCAACCUCCUGAGUUCUCCCCUGUGCCAAUGGUGGCUCUAGCUUAACCCAGGACUGCCCAGAGGUCUGUCCCCUUUGCACAUGUCUAUUGAAGGUCAUAUUCUCAAAUAAUUAAAUCUUGAUCUUUGCUGUAGCCCUUCCUAAAUCCUGUUACUCUGAGUAGGGUGAAGAUUGUAGUUUCCAAGACCUGGUUCUGUCAUUCCAAGUAUCUCUAUUGCAUCAGUUCUAAAAUCAAUCAUGACUCAAAGAAAUUCCUGUUCUAUGCUUAAGCAUAGGUCAAAGCCCUUUCCAUUGUUUAGCAAAAGGUUUCUGUCCUAAAGUAGUCUUAAGUAGUGUGAUAAUUAAAAUGUUUUGGGAGCAAGGGAAAUAUAUAACAAUUAUGACAGCUGAAAUAUGUUUUCUACUGUGUCUUGGGUUUAUAUAAAUAUAAGAUGGUCGCCAGGGAAUAUAUUCCCAGUUUAUGAAGAUGCCCAAGCCAAUUGGAUUUUAUAGAGAAAUUUAAUUUAUAAUACACUGAUUAAUCAAUAGAAAAAGAGAAAGUAAGAAAUGAAUAAGAAUGAAUAAAUCAGUCAGUUGUUUUUAUCACUCACCCAAGAUCUCUCUAGGUAAGGCUUCUCAUGCCAACCUCAGGCUCCACCUUCAAGAGUGCCUCCUUUCAAGAAAUGUUUCCAGAGCCUUCUCCUCCUGACUCCUCCUGAGUUCUCCUUCCACAGCCUCCUUCAAGACCUCUCCAGGAGCUCUCCUCUCUCCUCAUACCCAGCUAUCUUUAAGGACAACUAUCUAAGUUCCCUCCCCUCAGUUCUCACAUCUACCAAUCACUGUCGAUGUCUCCCCUGUGCCAAUGGUGGCUCUAGUUUAACCCAGGACCUCCCAGAGGUCUGUGGCUUUGCACAUGUCUGUUGAAGGUCAUAUUCUCAAAUAAUUAAAUCUUGAUCUUGCUGCAGUCCUUCCUAAAUCCUGUUACUGUAUGUAGGGUGCAGAUUGUAUUUUCCAAGACCUGGUUCUGUCAUUCCAAGUAUCUCUAUUGUAUCAAUUCUAAAAUCACUCAUGACUCAAAGAAAUUCCUGUUCUAUGCUUAAGCAUAGGUCAAAGCCCUUUCCAUUGUUUAGCAAAAGGUUUCUGUCCUAAAGUAGUCUUAAGUAGGGAGGAGAAGGACCCUCCCAUGCCAAGGGUUUUCACAUUCCAAUAGAGUUCUUACUAUCAGUAGGAAAUUUUUCAAGUAUGAAAUUUCCCAAUGGGGAAAUAUCCAACAUUCAUAAGUCUAAGAAAUUUUAAGGUUACAAUCCCCCCUGAUGAUCAUGGGAGACCAGUCUCCCCAUUGAUCAAGCAACAUAAUCAAUUUUGUAAUUCUGAAUUCAAUUCUAACUAUAGAUAUACACAAUAUUCAAUUUUUUAAAAGAGAAUUAGAGUAGUGAGAGAGAAAAUAGAAAAGAAAAGAAAGCAAAACCAAUGUUUUGCUAGGCGCAUUGACAGAAAGCCAAAUUAGGGGCAGUCCCUUUUGGCAUAAAUGUGUACAAUUACAAUAAAUAUUCAAUCAAAAGUUCAGUCCAAUCAAUCAUAUCCAAGGUUCAUUCUUGAUCUUCUUGAUGAAGUGUAGGUUUUCGGCAUCUUUCUGCAACAGUUCAUUCUCUGAAUAUAAAAGUUUCUUGCUUGAAGAUCUUUUCUCGAACAGAAUCAAAAUCUUUGAUUUUUUAUAACAGUAAAAUCUUAAACAAAAUUCAAAAUUCUUGGAUUUUUAUAAAAAUACAAUCUCAAAAAAAUUCAAAAAUUCUUAGAUUUUAAAUAAAAAUGCAACUCCCCCCAAAGUAAGUAUUAAAAAAUAUCAAGUUUUACUCAGAAUGCAAUGUUGAGUUAUGGGGGUGUAUGAGUCAAUUAUCAAAAGAAUAGAAAAAUAAUCAAAAACAUAAGAAAAAUUCAAAAUAGGCCUUGUAUAGGUCCAGUUUAAAGUAAUUUCUAUCCCACAAGUAUGUAGGACAGAAUGCAGUAAUAUUUCACUUAGCCAUUUGCAGCCAAGACUACAGAAAGUUGCCAUAAUAUAAGAAGAAAAGAAUUAGAAUUCUAUUUUGAUGGGGAAAUGUCAUUCCCUCGUCUGAUUUUUUUUGGUCAUUCUCAGGGAUAUAGGGAGCCAGCAUGAUAGUCAAGCUUUGUACUUGUUUGAGUACUUCGUAGAGUGUAGAUACAAGGAAGUCCUACUACUUAAACAUAAGUUAAGCUUUGCAACCUCGAGUCUCACUUUAAUAUUUCUUGUGUGCUCUAUUGGCACUAUCCAGGUUUAGUCAGUGCUCCUUGUUUUUAUCCCUUUUUCUGGAAUCAGACACAAACAUUAAUCACAGUCCUAUCAUAUUUUAUCAAUAAAUGGCAGGUUCCCAUAGUUUAAAGCUUUUAGGCAUAUAUUGAUAUUAUAGCAAGAGUAUAUAUAUUAACUUGUAUUACUGCAGGAAAAAAUAUUAAUAUUAAUUAUGUGUACCUUCAGUACAAAAAAUGAGAAAAAAUCAAAUAUUCUGAUCAAAAAAUAAAAUAAAAAAUAAUAAAAUUAAGAAAAAAAUCAGCAAUUCAAUGUGUUCUUGAAAAAACAGCAUCCAUUUGUCUAUGGAUUAUUAUCUCCAAUUCAUAUGAUAAGAUAUAGUCAAUCAGUCUCAGGAGAAGAUGCUUUCUUCACAUGUGAGCAGUGAAUCCAAGAGUCUCUUUCUCCUAUCUUUAUAGAUGUUGGAGUAGUUAAUAAUAUUUGGAAUGGUCCUUCCCAUGAAGGUUGAGUUGUUCCAGUUUGCUUGAAAUUCUUGAUAUAAACUUUAUCUCCUGGGUUCAGGUCAUGCAGAGAAAAGUCUAAUGGUCCAGCUUGUACUGCAGCUCCGGAUUCAUGAAGUUCAUGUAGUUUGUGCUGUAACUCCUGUAUGUAGGAAGCAAUAGUAAUAUCUCCCCCUAAUACUACUGUAUAAGCUGGGGAAAAAGGCUUAGCCUGUAUAGGUGGAUGUCCAAAAAGAAUCUCAAAUGGUGAAAUAUGUAAGUCUCCUCUAGGCCUGCUUCUAAGAUAAAAUAGGGCCAGAGGGAGAAUUUUAGUCCAUUUUAAAUGGGUCUCAGUGCAUAAUUUGCCAAUCAUAGUCUUAAAUUCUUUAUUCAUCCUCUCCACUUGGCCUGAGCUCUGGGGGUGAUAUGGAACAUGGAAUUUGGGAGUUAUUCCCAAGCAAGAAUAUAUUUGGUUUAAGACAGAAUUGGUAAAAUGACUCCCUCCAUUGGAGUCAAUAAGUGCUGACAGGCCAAAAUGAGGAAUAAUUUCCUUUAAAAGUAUCUUUGCAACAAAAUCUGCGAUGGCUCGGGUUGUAGGAAAUGCUUCCGGCCAUCUGGUUAGUUGAUCUACUAUGACCAGACAAAAUUUAUAACGUCCAGCCUUUGGCAUCAUUAUGAAAUCUAUCUGUAGAUGUUCAAAAGGUGUGUAAGCCAGAGGAUGUCCCCCAAAGACUUUUCCACGAUAUACAUGUUGGUUAUAUGCCUGGCAAAUAGUGCAGGCUGAACAUACUUUAGAGGUUAUAGUAGUUAUACAAGGGGCUAUCCAUACUCUCUUGACAGAGUCCACAAUGCCCUGGGUGCCAAAAUGACCAUUUUUGUGAAUAGAUUGGCAAAUUUGGUUAUAGAAACUUCUAGGGAGCAUGGGUUUUCCUUCAGAUGACACCCAUACUCCAUUAAUCUGUUUUGCUUUAAAUUUUUGUUUCCAUUUUUCCACUUCCUUUUCAUUAUAGGAAAGUGAUAAAUUUAAAUUAUCAGUGGUUGUUAAUGUUAAAAUUAAUCCAGGUCCUUCUAUGGCUGCUAGUUUUGCAGCUGCAUCUGCUCGGUCAUUUCCUCUAGAGACAGGGUCAGAGCCACCUGUAUGGGCAGAGCAAUGAACUACAGCUAGGGCUUUAGGCAGUUUGAGAGCAGAAAGAACUUCAUUAAUAAUUUCAGCAUUAGCUAUGGAUUUUCCAGCUGAGGUUAAAAAUCCUCUCUGGAGCCAUAGCAUCCCGACUGAGUGACAAAUGCCAAAAGCAUAUCAAGAAUCCGUAUAAAUUGUUGCCUUUUUAUCCUUGGCAAUUAUACAAGCUUGCAUCAGAGCUAUGAGUUCUGCUCCUUGAGCAUUAAUGUUAGAAGGUAGUGAAGCUGACCAUUCAGUGGCAAAUUCUGAGACUACGGCAGCUCCAGUGUAACGUAUGCCAUCCCUCAUAAAAGAGGAACCAUCGGUAAAUAAAAUCAGAUCUGCAUUGUCUAAGGGAGUGUCCAAGAGAUUAUCUUGAGGCUUUUCUGCCAUGGACACUAAUGUUUCACAGUUAUGUAAUGGUUCUCCGGAAGUAGGUAAAUCUGGAUGCAAGGUGGCAGGGUCAAGAGUUGAACAGCAUUUCAAGGUAAUAUUUUCACUAUUUAAUAAGGUUAUUUCAUACCUUGUAAUUCUCUGAUCCGAGAAUGCCUGUGUUCUGUUUUAUUAAUAAUGCUUCUAUCUCAUGUGGGCACAUUAUUGUUAAUGGACAUCCCAAUACUAAAUCAACGGUUUUUGUUACUAGUAAGGCUGUAGCAGCUACUCCUCUAAGGCAUGGUGGUGCUCCUGCUGCUACUGGUUCUAGUUGGGCAGAAUAAUAAGCAAUUGGGUGCUGAGAAGGUCCCAAAGUCUGAGUUAACAUGCCAGAGGCUACUCCUUUUUGCUAAUGCACAUAUAAAGUAAAUGGCUUGUUGUGAUCUGGGAUGCCUAGAGCAGGGGCAGACAUGAUAACCUUUUUUAGAUCUGAUAGAGCUGACAAGUGUUCAGGCUCUAAUUUGAGGGGUUCAGGAACCAAAUCCUUUGUUAAUGCUAUAUGGGGUUUAGUAAUUUCCCCAUAGAAAGGAAUCCAUUGUCUGCAAAACCCUGUUGCUCCUAAAAUUGCUCUCAGCUAUUUCUUAGUGGUAGGAGCACUCAAUUUUUGAAUAUUCUCAAUUCGUUUUGGAGAAAUAUAACGAGCACCCGCAGUCAAGAUGAAUCCCAAAUAUUCUACUUUUUGGAGAGACCACUGAACUUUAUCCUUAGAGAUUUUAUGUCCUCUUUUGUGCAAUUCCAAAAGAAGGUGUUUGCUAUCUUCUUGACAUGUUUUUGCAUCUGUUGAAGCCAAGAGUAGAUCAUCUACAUAUUUGAUUAAUUUGCUAUUUUUAAAUGUUAUAUUGUCUGUGUCUUGGCUCAAAAUUUGCUCAAAUAAGCUUGGACUUUCGACAUAACCUUGUGGCAGCCGACACCAGGUAUAUUGUGAGCCCUUCCAGGUGAAAGCAAAAAUAUGCCUGGAGUUCUCAUGUAUAGGUAUGGAAAAGAAAGCUGAACACAAGUCUACUACUGUAAAGUAUGUAGCUGUGCUAGGAAUAGAUGAAAUGAUAGUAUGUAUAUUAGAAACUACGGAGUGUCUCUUUAUAAUGUGAUUAUUCACUGCCCUUAGAUCCUGUACGAAUCUAUAGAGGUGCUUGCCAUCGGGCCCUCUUUUUGGAUUUUUAAUUGGCAGGAUGGGCGUGUUGUAUUCAGAUUUGCAAGGGAUUAUUAUUCCCUGUUCUAUUAAUGAGUUAAUAACUGGUGUAAUACCCUCAAUUGCCUCCUUUGAGGGGGGAUACUGAGGGAUAGAAUGAGGUGGGGUAGAUUUAGUUUUUAUCUGCACAGGAACAGCAGAUUUAAGUAAGCCUACAUCGGAAGAAGAUGUGGCCCAAAGAGACUCCGGUAUAUCUUUAGGUAUUUCAAAAUUGGAAGGCUCUUUUGCAUCCUUGUUUUCUGAGAGAAGUAUAGGGAGUAAAUUUAAAGAUUCCUCUGGUACUUCCAAUGAUAAAGAACCAUCUGGUGAACAAGUUAUUGUGGGUCUGAGUUUGCAUAGAAGGUCUCUCCCCAGCAAAUUUAAAGGGGAGUCAGGCAUCAAAAGAAAGGUAUGUUGUACCUCUAGGGGUCCUACAGACACCAUUCUAGGGGCAAGUUUAUCAACUCUUUGGGGUAUUCCUGAUACUCCUAUUACACUUUGUGAAUCAACAGAAUAACAAUUUAAAUCUGGUACAUUCUUCAAUACAGACCUGGUAGCUCCAGUGUUUAAUAGGCAAUCAUAAUAAGUAUUACCCACCUUCAAGGUAACAUGGGGUUCAUUAGUUUGGGGAGGGCAGUGGAUAGGGACAAUGGGUAGUAGGACAUCAGGGUAUGGGAAAUCAAAGGUUGUAUUCUCUGAUUCCUGUGCCCCAGCCCCCCCCCAGACACCAUCAUUGUGUUUAGGAUAUUCCUUGGGCACCCCCCUGAAGGGCACCUCGACUAUUUUUUGGAUGAGCACCAUUUCUCAUAUAUCGUUGUUGAGUAUUAUAAUUUUCUUCAUUUGGAGCAUUGUCAUUAUUUUCCCAGUUCUUAUUUCUAGAAUUCUGGUUUCUAAAGUUCUUAUUUCUAUGUUCAUUAUAGUUAUUUCCAUAAUCAUCAUUAUAAUUUCUAGAAUUUCUAGAAUUCUGGUUUCUAUGACCAUUAUCAUCAUUAUAGUUGUUCUGGUUUCUAUGACCAUUAUCAUCAUUUCUAUGGUUAUUAUUUCUAAAGCUAUUAUUAAACUGUGUAUUCCUUCCAAUUAUCUUAAGAAAGGUUCUACAUUCCAUCAUUUUGUGGCCCUUCUUCUCACAGAAGUGGCAAGUUACUGAUUUAUUUGUGAAUUCCCGUAAAGGGGCUAUAGUCUCUCCCUUAUUUUUCAAUUGUCUCUUUAACAUUUCAAUUUCUUUCUUUAAAUCUUCCACUGCUGUAUCAUCUUCCUCAGGUCUUUUUACACGACCUUUAUAAACAUAGGUUGCUACUCUCCUUAGUUCAUCUAGGUCCACAGCGUCCCAAUUAGGGCAGCUAGUUUUAAAGUAGUCCUUUACCACUGAACAACAACUCUUAACAAAUCGUCUACAUAGUUGUCUAAUGUCUCUUUCUCUGGAUAAAUCAAAGUCCAUAUAUGUAUUCCCUAUGUCAAUAAGUUGUCCAUAAACUGGGAGGGUGUUUCAUCAAUAUAUUGUUGGGUUUUUUCAAAUUUUGACCAUUUUUCAGGUCUAUCAGAGCUAGCUCUCAUGGCUGUCAAUAAUGCUUCUAUGGCCUGGUUUAAUUUUGUGUAAUCUAAUUCAACAUUGGGGUUCCAAUGUGGAUCUUCAGUUGGCCAAUAAUGUCCUCUUCUACCUUGUUUUUUAUUAGCCAGAGAGACGAUAUUAUUUUUCUCUCUCUUUGUUAAUAAUUCAUCUAAUAUAUUCUCAACAUCCAACCAAGUGGGGUCAAAAGUUCUGAAUAUUUUCUCUAAUUUUUUUAUAAUUAAUAUUGGUUCAUCCUCAAAUGAUGGCAUAUCUUCCUUCAAUUUUUUUAAAUCCUCAGGGGUAAAAGGUGUAUGAUGCCUUACAGAUAUUAAGUUUCCAUUUUUAUUAAAAGUGGGUACUUCCCUUAAAUGAAAUAAGCUAUCUGAAUUAUUUGGCACUCCUGUUUCUAGGCAUCUUGCUCCAUUUUCAAUUGGGUAAGUCUGAGACAUAGAAGGGUUGGGCACAUUAAAAGGAGGGGUUUGUUGUAAUCCCAUUGUGCCAGAAAAUUCAGAGGUAGGGUGUGUACUUAAAGUUGAUUGUGUUGUGUUGGAAGCCUGGGUGGGGUAUGAACUUAGAGUUGAUUGAUUAGAAUUAGAGUUUUCUGAGACUAAGGGGGUAGGGGAAGCAAUUGGUUGGUUUGACUGAGAAUUGAGUUCUUUAAGGAAAUACAAUAUUAAAAUUACAAUAAUCAAAAACUCAAGGGAAAGUAGUAUGUUGAUUAGUUUUUGCCAUAAGUUCCAUGAGAUGAGCCCUUUCAGAGAGACAAGGAAUUCUGUAUUUAUAAGAUUGGUCAUGGGGCUGCUGAGCCAGUUGCUAAGUAAGUUGCAGACCAAUGUUUGUAUUAAGAAAAGAACAAAGUAUUUACUGAAACUCCAGUUGUUAACUAAGUUCUGAACUGUCUGUGACUCCAUAUUUCUAAAGUAAAAAACGUGGGAAGCAGGACAAGGCCAAAGAAGUUUUCCCAGGUUUUUCUAGUCUUAAUUUAGGCAAUUGCUAGCCAGGACCUUAGGGCCCUGUUGCUAAGAUCUAAAUAGCUUAAUUUAAGGAGAAAAAAGUUUUUUACUCACCAGUUUUUGCACCUGUAAAUUUGAAGUCAAGUUAAAAAAAAAGAAAACAAAACUGACUGAUAUGCAAGUAAUAAAGCAAAAAAAUAAAGGAAAGAGAUUUUACAGAAAUAUUUUGAGGAUUUUCUCACCAAAUUCAUGGUCAGCCAUAAACUGUUAGAUUUAAAUUAGUUUUGAGCAUUAAAUAGUUGUAGAUAAGAGAGUGGGAGCCAUAAAAUGUGAUAAUUAAAAUGUUUGGGAGCAAGGGAAAUAUAUAACAAUUAUGACUGCUGAAAUAUGUUUUCUACUGUGUCUUGGUUUUAUAUAAAUAUAAGAUGGUCGCCAGGGAAUAUAUUCCCAAUUUAUGAAUAUGCCCAAGCCAACUGGGUUUUAUAGAGAAAUUUAAUUUAUAAUACACUGAUUAAUCAAUAGAAACAGAGAGAAAGUAAGAAAGGAAUAAGAAUGAAUAAAUCAGUCAGUUGGUUUUAUCACUCACCCAAGAUCUCUCUAGGUAAGGCUUCUCAUGCCAACCUCAGGCUCCACCUUCAAGAGAGCCUCCUUUCAAGAAAUGUUCCAGAGAAUUCUCCUCCUGACUCCUCCUGAGUUCUCCUUCCACAGCCUCCUUCAAGACCUCUCCAGGAGCUCUCCCUCCAGGACCUCUCACCUCUCAGUCAUCCUUCAGAGCAAAUAGAGCAACCUCCUGAGUUCUCCCCUGUGCCAAUGGUGGCUCUAGCUUAACCCAGGACCGCCCAGAGGUCUGUCCCCUUUGCACAUGUCUAUUGAAGGUCAUAUUCUCAAAUAAUUAAAUCUUGAUCUUUGCUGCAGCCCUUCCUAAAUCCUGUUACUCUGAGUAGGGUGAAGAUUGUAGUUUCCAAGACCUGGUUCUGUCAUUCCAAGUAUCUCUAUUGUAUCAGUUCUAAAAUCAAUCAUGACUCAAAGAACUUCCUGUUCUAUGCUUAAGCAUAGGCCAAAGCCCUUUCCACUGUUUAGCAAAAGGUUUCUGUCCUAAAGUAGUCUUAAGUAGGGAGGAGAAGGAUCCUCCUAUGCCAAGGAAUUUCAUAUUCCAAUAGAAUUUUUACUAUCAGGAAAUUUUUUCAAGCAUGAAAUUUCCCAAUGGGGAAAUUUCCAACAUUCAUAAGUCUAAGAAAUUUUAAGGUUACAUGGGGCCAGGAUAUAAUGCAACUGGUUCUUACCCCCUAACACAGGGGUACCCAAACUAUGACCAUGCGGGCCACAUGAGGCCUCCUAAGGUCAUUUAUCCAGCUCCCACCACACUUCUGGGAUGGGAACCUUUCAUUGAUGAUCAGUGAGAGGAACAUUCUAUGUGGUGGUGUGCCAAGGCAAGGCAUUGCUCACGUACAGUACUACUUCUGGUGACAUAAUCCUUUGAAUGGUGCCUUGUUCUGAGAGUAACUGAAUAAGAAAGAGGUGCUGAGCAAAGCAUUAUAUGGCUGCACAAUGCCAGACAUCAGCAUGGUGAGUGGCAAUAUGGGGGAGGGGAUUCCCCACUGUGUACACUGCUGCCCGCUAUAGUGGUGGUGGUGAUGGGCCUGUGCAAGGUGUGACAGGCCCAUCCCAGCCAGCACUGCAGCCUCUGCUAUCCCAGAUAGCCAUAUAUGGAUUUGUUCAUAGUUUUUUUUUUUUAAAUAGUCUGGUCCUCCAGCGGUCUGAGGGACAGUGCCCUGUGUAAAAAGUUUGGGGAUAAUACACCUGUUUUUUACCCCCAAACCCCAGGCUUAUAUUAAGACCAGAAUGAGAAAGGGCUUCACAAGCUUUGAAAAUACAAUAUCAGUAUCAACUCUGGCCCAUUCUGUGUAUCUGAGGCUCUCUCCUCCCAAGAGUUUUUAGUGAGAUGGGGCACAUUGAGUAAUCCACUGGAGUUAGCAAUGCUCCUCCAUAUGAGGGAAGGAGGGAAGUAGGGAGGCUUGAGCUCCACAGGAGAAGAUCAAUAAGGGUGGGUGAUAGAGUUCAGUGGCUUCCCCAUUGUUUUUAAAACAGUGCCUGGUACAGAGUAAAUACUAUAUAAAUUUUAACUCUUAUUAUUCUUCACACAAAGAUGAAGGGAAAACAGAGUUUAUUAAGUUCCCAAUCUGUGCUAGACCAGCAAUGGCAAAACUUUUAGACACUGCAUGCUAUUUCCUCUUCCCUGUAUCCCCCAGAGACUGUGUACCUUGCCCCUGCCCCCCAGAUUGCUGGUGUACCCUCAUCCUUUCCCCUUUACCAACAUAGGGGAGGGAGUCAGCUCUCUCAUUGGGCUGUGUGGCAGAGAAGCAAAUAAUGUGAAAAAAUUAUUCUGGCAAGGUGGAGUAGGAGAAGGGAGUGGCUCUGCCUGAGUCUCUCUGCCUUUCUAGUAACAAACUCUGGGGUGUGGUGGUGGGAGAGGGUGGCAUUGUUGCCUGUAGAAAACACUUUGCAGGCCAUCUUUGGCAAUGUGCCAUUGGUUUGCCAUCACUGUGUUAGGCAUUUAAAUAUCUCAUUUGGUCAUCCCAACAACUCUGGCAGGUAGAUGCUAUCAUUAUCCUCAUUUUACAGUUUGGGAAACUGCCUCUGCUCUAGUGCUCCAAACAUUAUACCACCUAGCUAUCUAAUGACAUGUGGAACCUGACUAAUAUUAUUUGGCCUUAUAGGUUAUGUUUGACUCUUCACAACCCCAUUGGAGGUCUGAUUUUUUUUAAACCCUUACCUUCCAUCUAUGUAUUGAUUCUAAGGCAAAAGAGUAGUAAAAGGUUGGCAAAGGUUUGCCCAGGGUCACAUAGCUGGGAUGUGUCUGAGGCCAGAUUUGAACCUCAGACCUCCUGUUUCUAGGCCUGGCUCUCAAUCCACUGAGCUACCCAGGUGCCUCUGCCAUUGGAGGUUUUCUUGGCAAGCAUACUGGAAUGGUUUACUACUUAGAUUAUGCAGGUGGGUUCUUCUAGCACCCCUACAGAAUGAACAAUCCAUCUGUACUUUCUAAGCCUGUGUGCUAAUUCUUUAUGAACUUCUUAAAAUCCUCGAUAGAGAAUUUACUCAAACUUUGAUGUCCUCCCUCUUCCUCUUUUCAUUCAGUUCAAGAAACAACUUUUAUGAACUCAAUUUUUUUUUCAACGAUUAAACAUUCAUGUUGUCCCCUUUGCCUUGCUACUCCUGUCCUCACUUGGGGGGAAAGACAAAAAACAAGUCUUGGAAUGAAUAUAAAUAAUCAAACCAAACAAAGUCCAGCACUGGCCACAUUCAAAACACUCAUUUUUCAUUCUGAAUCUUGAGGUCAUCCCUCUUCUGUCAGGUGAGUACCUUACUUCAAAACUAUUCAGUAAACAUCUAAUAACUCAAUAAAUACAUUCUCCUCAUUACAUAAUAAUGACAUUUAUUGCAAGACUCUGAGCUCGGUCUAGAUUUUUUUUUUUAACUACACUAAUGAUUUCAUCAGUGUUGGGUAUAUUUUUGCCACAACUUAGUUACCUGGUAGAAAGAUCAACAAAUUUGCCCCAAUUACUUAGUGAAUCUUUGGGUUCUAUAUGUACAGACAAAAGCAAAACAGUCUUUGACUUUGAGAAGCUUUCAUAAAUUAGCAAGAUACAAUUGAGGUUCAAGUAAAUACAAUUAAAUAGAAAGGAUACAUAAUAACUUAAGAAGGGAAGGAAGGAAAUAAAUGUGUGGCAGCUACUACUGUGUCAAGUACUCAACUGAGCAUUUUGCAAAUGUUUUAUUUGGUUGUCACAAUAACACUGGGAGGCAUUUAUUAUCCCCAUUUUAUAGUUAAGGAAACUGAGGCAAAUGAAGGUUAAGUGACUCGCUGAGGCAACAGAGCUAGUAAGUGUAUGAAGCUAGAUUUGGAUUAAGAUCUCUCUGAAUGCAGGCCCAGGGUUUUGUCGACUGUAGCUAUUAGCUGUCUCUAAGGGACAGUGUUAACUAACCAGGGUAGGAGGGAAGGAGAGAGAGGGUCAAGAAAGUAUUCAUAUAGGAGUUGGUGGUGACUUUUCUUUGAAGAAGGUCAGGAAUUCUGCAAUGGGGUAGUUGGGAGUGAGUACAUUACAGAUCUAGGGAAAGCAGAGUAAAAUGGAAUGUCUUGUAUGUGCAACAAUUAACAUGCCAGUUUGACUAGAGCAAACAAUGAAUAGAGGGAGUGCAUUACAAAAUGAUUAGGUAGGGAAAGUAAAUUCUUAGAAGGCUUUAAUCAUUGGUAGUUUGUAAUCAAUAAGCAAAAGAGCCAUUGAAAGAUUUUUGAGUGGAAUGGGGGUGUGAAAUGAAAAUUAAAAAAAAUUAGUGGUCUUUUGUUUUCUAUCAUCUAUAUUUUCCUUUGUAUCCCUCAUCCUCUCCCAACCAAAGACUUGAUUCUUUAUUACCUUAUGAUAAGACAGAUUUAUUUUAGAAAGAGGGAAAAUAGCUAAGCAAAAUGAAUUAACUUUUUUUUAAAAAAGCUGAUAAUUCAGUAUUCUAUACCCACAGUCAAUUAUCUCUACAAAGACUUGGGAGAAGUUUCUUCCCCUAUAUGUUGUUAGGAGCCAAGUUUGACUGCUAGAAUUUUGCAGCUUUUCAUUUUGAUUAUUUUGUUUUUCUUUUUUCCAUUUUCAUUGUUGUUUGUAAUCAUUGCAAAUAAUUCUUUCUAGUACUUCACUUUAUACCAAUUCAUUCACAGUUUCCCAAACUUGUUUGUAUUAAUCAUCAUUUUUACAGCAUCAUAUUAUUUCAGAAAUGCUUUUUUAUGGUCAACAAAUAAGCACAUUGUGUUGUACUCCAUGUUCCUUUGAAUUCUCCCUCUCUGCAUGGGUUUUUUCUUUGGCCAAUGAAUCUUUGUUCAUAUGGGGUUCUGCCUCUACUCCAUCACCUUGGAAAGGAGUCUUUCUGUGAGUUAAUAUUUAAAAUUAAAAUAGCAAAGAAAUUAUAUAUAAAUGUAAGCUGCUAUUGUUUCCUGUUUUACCAUGUUAUCUCUCACUACAUAUAAGAUGUGCCAAAAGUCUCCGUACAGUUUAUAUGAUGGUUAUAUUUGAAGAUUUCAUUCCAAAGUUCUUUCCAGGCUUGGCAGUUUCUCUGAAAAUGAAAUUUUUGGAGUGGGUGAUAGGAAGAGAAUAAUCUCUCAAUGACUCCAUAAUUCUACUAUUCCAAGCCUAUAAUGAACUAACAACCACAUUCCCCAUGACAUAACAAUGCACUACUUACCAAGUGGCUGAAGAUGUUUGGCAUGGAGGUUGAGUAGGAAGAAGAAAUUAGAUAAAAGUUCUAAGUUACCAGUGCAUCUCUUCCAACCAAGAAUUUAUAACUCCUUUCAAAUCACUGGAUUAAUGUGGUGAGAAUGGACCCAAUCAUGUUACUCACAGUCUGGUGCUUUGGAAUUGAUGUGAUAUGAACAGAUGAAAGAUCCAAGUAUGUGUAAUUGAAGUCAAUUAAAAAGACCACAACAUCAAGGAAACUAUUGUUUUGGGUUUGGUUUUCCUACAACAUAACCUUGGUUUCCUCUGUGUUAAACCAUGAAGUCCUCUAUUUUUCACUCCUUCUUUCUUCCUCUCACUCCAUCUUUAAUGUAUUAGGUAAUACUAUAGAUCUUAGGCCCUUAGUUGAGUGCACUACUUGGAGUUUAAAUAAAGUCUUUUUUUGGGGGGGUUGGGUUUGAUUCUUUCUUUCCUUUGUUCCUUCUCUUUCUUUCCUUUCUUUCCUUCCCCCCCCUCCUUUCAUUCUUUCUGAAGCGGGUCAGGUUAUUUCCAUAUCUUCUUAUUGGGGGAAUCAUAUAGUCCCCUUAUAUCAUAUAUGGCAAAGUGGCCAACAUUAUUCCAUGGGUUCAUAUCCAAAAGAGAUAUUAUAGUCCUUAAGCGUCUGGUUAUAUUCUAAGAUGAUUAAUACAUAUACGGAUUCUCCUUGGCAAAGGUAUUUUUUUCAGGGCACAAGGGAUUUUAACAUGCUAUUUUAUUCAUAUUAUGAUUAUAAAUUCCUAAUUCUCACACACAACUUUUCACUUAAUAAUCAUGAUAAUUCCAUAUAAUUUAUCACUAAAUUACUUAUCUAAUAGGAUAAUAUAGAGAGGAUAUAUAGCUAUACAGAGGCAUGAAAUAGUGUGUGUAAAAUGAAGUUGAUUAAUUAUAUAUCUUUGACAAUUUCCCCUUAAGCCUGCCUUUGGACCCAGUAUAAAGAGUGGGUCAAUACAAUCUAACCAUAUAGAAUAUAGUCUUUAUGAGAAGUAAUUCCAGAGAGGUUAAUCCCCUACUGAGAGACAAAGAUUAUAAAGGAAAUUGGGUAACAGUUUUCAUAUUAGCUACAUCAAAGCAACCUACUACAAUGUGAUAAAUCUAGAGUUAAUGGUCACUAAAAAAAUGUAGAUGGUGGACCAAGGGUUUUCAAGGUUGGAAGUGAUGUCAGAAUUGCCUCCUGUUUCCUGGGUUCUCUGCUAGAAAGCUGAUUGUUGAAGGACAUUGGUCAGAAAAAAAAAGUUGCUGGUAAUAUUAAUAAGUUCAUAGUCUGGAAAUGUUAGUGGCUCUGAAGAUUCUUAGCCCAUCUUAAUGUUAUCAAACACUAGGGGGGAAAGGCUUAAAAUCAGGUUCACUGAGGGAGCAAUAAUCUAAAAAUCUUUAUCGUUGGGUAUUCAUACUCAUGGAACAUGUAAUUAUUAUUGUCUUCAGGUCAGUAAAUCAUCAUGUUAGAGUCUGGUGAAAAUGUUUUGGGCCUUGCAAGUUUCUUGGGAAUAAAGGUAAAGAGGAAGACACAUAGUUUUGAAUACAAUCUAAUACAGAAACCAAAGCAAUUUACAAGUCACAUUGAGGCAAAGAUAAUGGCUAGAACAAUGAGUAGCCUUCUGAAAAUAAUAGACAGAAUUCUAGUACCCAAAAAGCCAGAAAAAUUUGAAGAGAGAUAAGAAAACAAGUUCCCAUCACAGGUGAGGUGAGAAAACAUGAGUCUCAUUUAUAACUUGGUGAACUUCUGCUAGAACCUCUUCAAAUGAGCAGACAUCAGUGCCAAUGUAACUAGAGAAGUUUGUGUUAACAGGACUGAUUAAUGAUGGCAAAAGCCCUGCUUUAUGCAAUGAUGAGGAAGGCAAGAACAAGUCAAUGCCAUUUUAGUAUGAAAGCAAUGGAUUGAAGUCUUUUCCUUCUGUAAAAAUGGAGAUUUAAACCACGGACUUCAAUUCCCAGAAGUCCUUGAUAGCUCCCAGAGUUCCCCAUAAUCCCAGGUGAGGUCCUCAAAUGGCCCUUGAGCAGAGAGGGAUAUUAAAACUGACUCCACCUUCUUCUCUCUCUCUCAGCUUUGGCUUCUAGGGACAGGCUGCUCUGUACCUAGAUGGCAAAAUGUAGAUUGCACAUGCUUUCUAUAUUUGUAUUAUCUUUAUUUCUUAAUCUUUAAUAAACCUCAUAAAAUAUAAUAUAGAGAAACUAAAUUUUAAUCUUAACACUUCAACAUUAGAAGUGGUGGAAGUUAUUAAUAAUAGCUAAAUCAGUCCUUCCUGUGCUGAUUGCUUUCCUCCAAUUUGGUGGAAAUUAUUAAUUUAGUCUUGGUCAUCAGAUUGAAAAUCUGUAUAUACAGAUUCAUCAUAUAUUUAUAAUAAUCAAAAGACUUAAGCUGUAUAGUGAGGCCUAUUUCAUGUGGCUCCUUUAGCCAUCUCAGGAGUAGUCUGAUACAAGAGGAACCAGAAAGGUCUUCUCCCAGUAAUGAAGUGUACAUUGGGAGAAAGUUCAGCACAGAAAGAAGGGGGAGCAGCAUUUUCUAAGAUGAUACAUAUAAUUCCUCCCUUUGUCUCUACCACAGGUAGAAGAGAGCUAAAUGUUAGAUAUCAGCCCAAAGUAUCCAUAUCAUGUUCUUAUGUCCCUUUUCUACCCCGUUCAUCCUCUCAAGUUGUAAACAGUUUUUAUAUAUAUGUGUACAUAUAUACAUACACAUGUAUGUAUGUAUAAUGAAAUAGAAAGCAAAGGUAAUACAACAAUGAUUAUUAAAAUGAACUACUCUUAGCACUCUGAAUUUUUAGUAGCCCAUACUCAAUGUUGACAAAUUUCAUCUCAGAUCUUAGAUAUUCCAUGUAGUUGUUUCAGCUCCCAAACCAUCUUUUCUCAAACAUUCAGGGAUAGGUCUCCUCUUCUGUAAAAUUGCUUCCUUGGUUCUAAGUUGCCUAUAGAGAUUUUUUAGAUAUUCCUGCUAAAAUCUUUCACAAAGCAGAUCUCAAUACAAAUCACUACAGCUUUUCAAAUAUUAUUUUUCUAAUAAUAAAUUGAGGUGCUAAAAAUCAUCCAAAAUUUUAUGCUCUUAAUCUCAUUAACAAUAGAGCAGGAACUCACAAUGCACUUGAAUUUUAGAAAAUUUAGGUUUUUUACAUGCUCCAUUAGAGUCCUUUGACAUACAGGGUAGUCAAAUAUGUUGAGUUUUUCAAAACUUUCUACUCCAAUUAAUUCCAUUUUCUUUAGGAAGAUCAGAUACUAUUAGGGAUCUACUCCUAUAUAAAACAUAUGCAAAAUACUUUAAAAGAGAGUCUCUUCACUCCUAAAUUCAGCGAUUGUAUAGGAAUGAAUUUACUUACAAGAAGUUGAAUUAAUUCCAACUGAAACAAGAACUUGGGUGGGACACAGAUGCACUCAAAUAGGUAACUUCCAAAUAUACAUAGAGUACAGUGUAUAUUAAAUGGGUUGCCUGUAAAAAAUCCAUUCAGUUCUUAAUCACAUUCAAAUGGAGAAGAUUUGGCACAAAUAUCAAUUACAUUCUGAAAGAAUGAGAUAUUUCAUUCUGAUUAAUUAAUUAAUCUGAUAUAUGACUGUAUAAGCAUUAAUAGUCAAAUAGCAAUUGACAUGGUGGUUUGGAUUAUAGAAUGACUUGAAAACAGUAACAGCUUAUGUUUUUGUGUUGUACUCAUAUCCUCCUUUGACUGCUUGCUCUAAAUAUAGAAACUUGCUAGAAGAGGACAGCAUAAUAACAGUAUCAAAAUCGAUUCUUUUAGGCAUAAGUCUCAAAGGCAUAGAGUGAUUUAGCACACAUGUAACUCUGUAUCACCUCUGGUAAGAGUUAACAGUUGGCAAUCAAUCAUUCAGUAACAAUUUCACUUCCCAGCUAGACCCAGCAAUAAUCAAAUAGGGAGACAUUCCUAAUUAAAAUGAAAGCAAAUGGGGAUAUUGACUCCCAAAGGGGUCCUACCCUCAGGUGUGCUGAAGGUCAUCCCUUGACCUUUUCCAGAUAAAGAUCUCCAUCCAUGGCAGUUCAGAAUUAUACUCUUUCUGAAUAACCUGUGGCUUUUUUCUUUAACGCGGGUUACUGACAUUAUGAUCAAUGCCAGACAACUAAAUCUGAAUUCAAAACUUAAAAUAAUAUGAGAUAGCAUUGCAGGAGAUUUUGCCUCAAAUGGCAAGUUACACCAACUAUAGCUCAGGGUAGUAAUUUCCCAAGAUUCCUAUACUCUAUGUAAGAUUUUAUUCCACAUCUUUCUCUUGGUUUUCUCCUCUUCUUAAACUAUAACUCAUCUGGGCAGAGUAAUCAAUCCUGUAAUAUAGACAAACUUGUAAAUGCUCAGAAAUCUAAUUUCAUUGUUUAGAAAUUCCUUAACCCAAACAGGCUCUUGGUACAAGGCUGAUCACUGUCCAUACAGAUGGCCUUAAGAAGAUGUACAUGCUUACAGGCAAAGUUUUCUUUCUCUUUUAAUUUUUCAACCAUGAUGAAAAAGUAUUUUCUUCUUUUCCACAAUAUUUUUAAGUCCUCAUUGAGUCUUGUCACUCUAUAAUGGACCUGACAGGAGUUCCCAGGGGGCCAUGGGCUUGUUCUUCAUUGCCCAUAAAUAAGUUUUUCUUUUGGUAGGGAGAAACAAGAAAAUCCUUAAAGUUCAAUUGAACCAAUUACAAAAUAGAUAGGAGAUACAUGUGUUCUUCCCAGCAAGUAAGGCUUCUUGUUAUCUAACUGUUCUUAUCAAAACUGUAGUGCUUUUUGUUGCUGUUGUUUCCCAAGUCAUAUGCCUUUUCCCUUUCUGUGAACCAAGAAAAUGUUAAUACAUUGUAGGCGGUUUAAUUUUCUCUUUUAAAAAGACUUUUACUAGUACUAGAGAUUGGUUGUUCUGGGUUCAGAUCUGGCCUCAGUAACUACUUAGUAGUAGUGCCCUUGGCAUGUUACUUAAGCCCUAUUGCCUAACCCUUAUCACUCACUCUUCUGCCUUGGAACCAAUGCGCAGUAUUUAUUCUAACAUUCUAAAUAUGGGUUAAAAAAACCUUUUAAAGGUUGUAGUUGACACCAUGUUGAUAUAGACUUUAUUUCAAUUAAUUUUUUGAUACUCAUCAACUUGUUAUAACUUAUUUAAACCUUUAAACAUGAAUUGAGUUUUUGCCUUUCAGAUUUUCCUAUUCUCAUUACAUGAAAAUCCUAUGUCAACAUUAUAACAUUUAAAUUCAAUCUCAUCAUGUAAUAGGAUCAACACACACUUCCCUUACAAUUUUAUUUGUUGAUAGGGAUAGAAUGCAAUUAAAUUAAAAGAAGAAUACUGUCAAUAUUCUGCAGGCUCAUAGCAAUAUCUUUAACAUUCUAAGGUCUGAUGGAAGGAUAAUUUAUCUCUUAGGCAAUUUGCCAAUCCUGAAUCAUGAUUUCCAUAUCCAGAACUUGAAAGUUUUCCAAGCUUCAAAUUCUAAACAUUCAGAGCACAAUUCAGAAGAUCUGUCACUUUCAAAAACAAUUUAAAUCUACCAAUCUAAGAUUAUUAACUCUUAAUACCCAGACUCAUUGUGUUGAAACAAGCAUAAUUUUGACAUUUCCACUGGAGAAGUCAAACUAUUUCUCUUUGUCAUAUUCUUAGUUUCCAAUUAUUUUAAUAUCUAUAUUUUGUCUCUGUUCCAUUUCAAUGCAGCAAGCAUUGAUGAUGGGAGAAAGAUGAAAAAAACCACAAAAAUCACGUGAGACAGACACAGUCAUAAAGACAGAGAAACUUUUAACAAUUAGAACUCUAAACCCAUACAUAUAGACUAAUGAGGAUGGAAGCUAUGAAUUUAUCUAUGUCUACUUCAUUAGCCCUUUAAAGCAUAGAUAUACAUACACACAGAAAUACUCACACACAGAAAUACUCACACACUCACAAAAUAAAUCUAAGAACUCUUGUCACAAUACAUUUGGAACAAAAAGAAUUAAACCUAUGAAUGACUCUUGAAAUGGUCACAAAUUGAAUCUCAAAUGGUCACAGCUUGACCCUUCAAAUGCUAAAUAUUUAAGAAAAGAUGGAACUUGCAACAAAUUACAGAUUGUAAUGGCCCCUUGAAAACCAUAAAACACAGAAUAUGCAAUAGAGAAGCCCAAAGAGGGAAAGUAUUUCCUACAAGAAGUUUUUACUGGUAGCUCAGAAGUGAUUAGAUAUUUGAUGAGAUAGAAAUCCAGGCUUCAGGGGCCUCAUAAGGGGGACAAUAGAGCUCCUGGGAAGUUCCUCCAAAGGUGUCCACUGUAAACCUUAAAAUUUCUUAGACUUAUGAAUGUUGGAAAUUUCACCAUUGGAAAGUUCCAUACUUGGAAAAAAUUUCCUACUGAUAGUAAGAACUCUAUUGGAAUGUGAACCCCCUUGGCAUGGGAGGAUCCUUCUCCUCCCUACUUGGGACUGCUUUAGGACAGAAACCUUUUGCUGAACAAUGGAAAGGGCUUUGACCUAUGCUUAAGCAUAGAACAGGAAGUUCUUUGAGUCAUGAUUGAUUUUAGAAUUAAUACAAUAGAGAUACUUGGAAUGACAAAACCAGGUCUUGGAAAAUACAAUCUCCACCCUACUCAGAGUAAAAGGAUUUAGGAAGGGCUGCAGCAAAGGAUCAAGAUUUAAUUAUUUGAGAAUAUGACCUUCAACAGACACGUGCAAAGCCACAGACCUCUGGGCGGUCCUGGGUUAAGCUAGAGCCACCAUUGGCACAGGGAAGACAUGGACAGUGAUUGGUAGAUGUGAGAACUGAGGGGAGGGAACUUAGAUGGUUUCCUUAAAGAUAGCGGGGUCUGAGGACUGAGGGAGUUCGAGAGGUUUUGCUCUGAGAGGUUGUGCUCUGAGAAGUUUUGCUCUGAAGGAGGCUGGAGGUGGAGGCCCCUGAGACUGUUUCUCCAUUUUGGUCACGUGAGUGAUAGGGACUGAUCUCUUUUCUUUGCCUCAGCUAUCUAAGGGCUUGGGCCUUUUGGUCCAGCCUAAACAGAGGGGGUAUUUAAGCCCUAUUCCCUUCUCUCCUUUCUCUCUCUCUCUCUCUCUCUCUCUCUCUCUCUCUCUCUCUCUCUCUCUCUCUCUCUCUCUCU
Molecule: messenger RNA, 28423 nt
Organism: Monodelphis domestica (gray short-tailed opossum)
Lineage: Eukaryota; Metazoa; Chordata; Mammalia; Didelphimorphia; Didelphidae
Product: sodium-dependent phosphate transport protein 2B-like
Biological process (GO): intracellular phosphate ion homeostasis; sodium-dependent phosphate transport
Cellular component (GO): apical plasma membrane; brush border; vesicle
Molecular function (GO): sodium:phosphate symporter activity
Source: RefSeq, a predicted model, not a curated record